Messenger RNA from Caenorhabditis remanei, 564 nucleotides. RefSeq lists its product as uncharacterized. The record is from RefSeq and is a predicted model, not a curated record. The transcript is spliced from 2 exons. NCBI's taxonomy places the organism in Eukaryota, Metazoa, Nematoda, Chromadorea, Rhabditida, Rhabditidae. Bases 1 to 564 code for a protein of 187 amino acids.
AUGCUUGCCCCAAUCAUAACCAAAGAUAUGCGGUUGUUUCCAACCCACAAAGUGCCGGUGAAAAAUGUUCGAAGUCGCGCUCAAUCUCUUGACCACUUCCAACAAAUUCAGAGCUCAGCCAGCACAAUUGAUAGGCUUGUACCUAUCAAACCGCGGUCGGCCGUUUCUGCCGGAAACAUCGCCCAACGGCCAUCGUCCAGUAGGACAAAACAAGUUGCACCCGCAAAGACUAGUGUGCCAAGAAGUCCGCCGAAGUCGAUGAUGUCCCGAAAGUCGACUUUGACAGCGAUUCAAGAAGGUGUUGAGUUGAAUGAGCAACCGGUUUUGCAUAAGAAAAUUGGUCACAGCAAAAGUGAAUCGUCGAGUGUCCAAUUGGAAGGCACCACCAAAAACAGCUCCAAAUCUAGCAGUGAGGCGAACUUGGAGGAAAAUGGUGGCACAGGAGGAGAAGUCGACGAGGAGGAGACGAAAAAGAAGCGCGGUGUACUGAAGUGGAUCACCAACACAUUUCGAAAGUCAUCACGCGAUAAAACUCUUGACAAUCGGAGCACUUCCUCGGGAUGA